GGCAAUCUGUUUGCCAGUUUACAGUGCUCAUUGAUUAGUGCCUCUGAAGGAAGGAAACUCUGAAUGUCUUACCUGGAAUGAGACAACUGUAUAGGCUUUCUUUGAUCCAUUGUCUGGGUUCAGGUUAUUGACUUCAGUAAAGCAGGAGUUGAAGAAUUACUUCUUACCUUGAUCUACUCAAUUAGACUGGAAAAUGAAAGGUUUCCUCACAGUUGGAGGAGAGAGUGUGCAUCUUGGCAUGAAAAGGAAACAGUAACAGGGCUGGAAUUAAUUGCAAUGUCCCACUGAAGUGACCAGGCACGUACUCAAUCUAUACUCGCUCAAGUUUGUGAAAUGUGGCUAUGCUGGCUCCAAUUUUCCAGAGCACAUUUUUCCCGCGUUGGUGGGCCGUCCCAUUAUCCGAUCCACUGCCAAAGUUGGGAAUAUUGAGAUCAAGGAUCUGAUGGUGGGUGAUGAAGCCAGUGAAUUACGUUCUAUGUUAGAGGUUAACUAUCCUAUGGAAAACGGCAUUGUUCGAAACUGGGAUGACAUGAAACAUCUGUGGGAUUAUACUUUUGGCCCAGAGAAGUUAGAUGUCGAUUCCAAGAAUUGCAAGAUUCUUCUAACUGAACCACCAAUGAACCCCACAAAGAAUAGGGAAAAGAUAAUUGAGGUGAUGUUUGAAACCUAUCAGUUUAGUGGAGUCUACAUUGCUAUUCAAGCUGUACUCACACUGUAUGCUCAAGGUUUGCUGACUGGUGUGGUUGUGGACUCAGGUGAUGGUGUGACACACAUCUGCCCCGUGUAUGAAGGGUUCUCACUGCCACACCUAACGCGGAGGCUCGAUAUUGCUGGCCGGGACAUCACCCGAUACCUCAUUAAGCUGCUUCUCCUGCGAGGUUAUGCCUUCAACCACUCUGCUGAUUUUGAAACAGUUCGUAUGAUGAAGGAGAAGCUAUGUUAUGUGGGUUACAACAUUGAACAGGAGCAGAAACUGGCGUUGGAAACUACGGUAUUGGUGGAGUCCUACACGCUUCCAGAUGGCCGUGUGAUAAAAGUUGGAGGAGAGCGGUUUGAAGCUGCUGAAGCCUUGUUUCAGCCUCAUCUCAUCAACGUGGAAGGUGUCGGUGUGGCAGAGUUACUCUUCAGUACGAUUCAAGCAGCUGAUAUUGAUACCAGGUCGGAGUUCUACAAGCACAUUGUCCUCUCUGGUGGCUCAACAAUGUAUCCUGGGUUACCAUCCCGCCUGGAGCGUGAGCUCAAACAGCUGUACCUCGAGCGUGUUCUCAAAGGGGAUGUUGAGAAACUUUCUAAAUUCAAGAUCCGUAUUGAAGAUCCACCUCGGCGCAAACACAUGGUGUUUCUGGGAGGAGCUGUCCUCGCUGACAUCAUGAAGGAUAAAGAUAGUUUCUGGAUGACCCGACAGGAAUAUCAGGAGAAGGGGGUUCGAGUCUUGGAGAAACUUGGAGUGACUGUUCGAUAAAUUCACAUGUUUGUUCCAACGGUUCUCAUUGCUUUUUGUUAUUUCUUGCUCCUCUUUAAAUCAUUUGACUAUUUGACCUGGAGAAGCUUCUGCCCUUUUGACUCCUGGGGUCAGCUUUUUUUUUGUUUUUGUUCACUGGUACUGCUGGUUUCCUGGGAGAGCUUUUUUCCAUGUUUGUCAACUUCCCUGAAAUCUAAAAGUAUCUAACUUGACCAUUUCCUUACAAACAAAAUGAGGGAAGAGCCUGGGAUUGGGUGGGGAGAUGGGGGGUG
This is a messenger RNA of Hemiscyllium ocellatum (epaulette shark), 1734 nucleotides long. Its product is annotated as actin-related protein 2. The record is from RefSeq and is a predicted model, not a curated record. The coding region runs from base 443 to 1462 and encodes 339 amino acids. Gene Ontology annotation, cellular component: actin cortical patch; Arp2/3 protein complex. Gene Ontology annotation, molecular function: actin filament binding. The transcript is spliced from 9 exons. NCBI's taxonomy places the organism in Eukaryota, Metazoa, Chordata, Chondrichthyes, Orectolobiformes, Hemiscylliidae. Gene Ontology annotation, biological process: Arp2/3 complex-mediated actin nucleation.